Molecule: messenger RNA, 4270 nt
Organism: Ylistrum balloti
Lineage: Eukaryota; Metazoa; Mollusca; Bivalvia; Pectinida; Pectinidae
Product: ras-related C3 botulinum toxin substrate 1
Exons: 5
Coding region: 123-701 (192 amino acids)
Biological process (GO): actin filament organization; regulation of cell shape; motor neuron axon guidance
Cellular component (GO): cell cortex; cell projection; cytoskeleton
Molecular function (GO): GTP binding; GTPase activity; protein kinase binding
Source: RefSeq, a predicted model, not a curated record
CCUAUAUAAGAGGCGACAGCCAUAUUUUCAUAGGUAUUAAACUGGGAGAGGUCGGCCCAUUAUAAGGCCGUGAUACUUGACAUCAGAACUGGACGUCGAAUAGCCAUUGUAUUCAACAGAACAUGCAGGCCAUCAAAUGUGUAGUAGUGGGAGACGGAGCUGUUGGUAAAACAUGUCUCCUGAUCAGUUACACGACAAAUGCCUUUCCAGGAGAGUAUAUCCCCACAGUAUUUGACAACUAUUCUGCAAAUGUUAUGGUGGAUGGGAAACCAAUCAACUUAGGACUCUGGGAUACAGCAGGACAGGAAGACUAUGACAGACUACGACCAUUGUCUUACCCUCAGACUGAUGUGUUCCUGAUCUGUUUCUCACUUAUAAGUCCAGCAAGUUUUGAAAAUGUCCGAGCAAAGUGGUAUCCUGAAGUCAGUCAUCACUGUCCAAACACACCUAUCAUCCUGGUCGGAACAAAGCUUGAUUUGAGAGAAGAUAAGGAGACAAUUGAAAAGCUGAAGGAGAAGAAGCUGUCCCCAAUUACUUACCCUCAGGGCUUGGCCAUGGCCAAGGAGAUCAGUGCUGUCAAGUACCUUGAAUGCUCAGCUCUCACCCAGAAAGGCCUCAAAACAGUAUUUGAUGAGGCAAUCCGAGCGGUCUUAUGUCCAAAACCGAAGCCGAAAAACAAAAAGAAAUGUAUACUCCUUUAAUCACAUAAACAUUUAUUUCAAAGAAUUAUAAGGGAGGGAUAUCAAAAGAAAGACUUGAAAUCAGUGGAAGACAAGAGUGAAACUUGAUUGUUUCAUACUGUGCUUAUUGAAUAGAUACAAUUAUAAAUAAGCCAAAAGAUGUUUUGGUUACAUGGAUGAGCAAAAUUAGAAAAUUAUCAAUAAAUUUGCACCAUGUGGUAAAAUCUGUAUAAAUCCUUUAUCAGUUAUAAAGAUAUAAUCACAAGUAUGAGACAUAUUAUAUGCAGCAUUGUAUGCAAUGAAAGUUAACUUGCCUUGGUAGGAUUUGUAGGAUGUUAAUGGUGAAUGGAGCACUCUCUUGUUGUAGGAUAAACAUACCAGCGGUUUACUGUUGUACAUGUUGUGGGUCUGCAAACAAUGUUAAAGUGUCCUUGUGUCCUGGCUGUAAGCUCAGCUUUCAUAUGUGUGCUGCUACUUUUGUUUAGGUAAUACAUUUGCUCAUGAUAUUCUUUUGAAAUUUUUAUCUUUUUAAUGAGAGUCCUGCUUAUUCCAAAGUGUAUGUAUAUACUUUCUGGUUGGCUGGUUAAUAUUUCCUUCCAUGCUAUUUCAUAGAUGUAGAGUGUACUAAAUAUGUUGUUGUUCUUUUGAUGUCUACAUCUGAAAAUUGGGACGGUAGCUUCAUAUUUUGUAUUUUAGCACAGACAAUUUUAUUGGUACACAUUGAGACUAUUAAGUAUAUUGAUUGUACUAGUAAACUUGUUUAAUUACAUGGUAUCAUUCAAAAGUGAAAAAAGAAAAUAUUGAGGAGAACAAUUCCUGGCUUUAGAAGCAGGAAUCUUGCUUUUUAUAAAAUAAUUUUUGACUGUGGCAUUGUUUUUGUACAUGGUUAAAUGGGUAGCAUUACUUUUGUACUUACCUAUAAACAAAGCUUCUGUUGUGCUUCAUUAUCGUUGUGGCGAUAGAUAGAUAAUUCUCUUUAGGAUUUCAUGGUUAUCUCCCUUACUGUACAUAUUUCGUUAGUGUGUGAAGCGAUGUCCAAGACCUGCCUAACAUCCAACACUUUUGCUUUGAUGUUGUAAACACAAUCGUGUGAAUUAAGUGAUUUCGCCACAUAUUCAUACUUAUUUUGAUUCCAUUUAAUUCAUCUAACAGAUGUUUUAGACCUAUAGAUAGACUGUUAUGUUUCACUUUGUAAAUAAAAUUUUACUUUUUAAAAAUUUUCGUCCUAUAAAAUCUCUUGCAUCUCUUACAUUAUAUAUAUGAAUAAACUUUUAUUAGAUUAUCAAAGUACAUGGCAUGUACUACUAUAUUUACAUUGUGCAUGUUGAAAUGUGGUGAAAAUGUUAUAGAUGAGUAUUGAACAGUAUACAUAUAUAUGAAUGUGGUCAGAAUGAUUAUAUUUUCAAAUUACUUGUCCAGCUAUGAAAGGUCAACAAAAUCAUGUGAUCACUAAAAAGUAAUAUCACCGAACACAUUGUAUGUUUGAUGUCGAAAAAGCUGCAUUAAACGGUCCCACUGUUUUUUUUUUUUUUUUUUUGGCAUGGUAAAAAUUUUGUUUAAACACAUUUUAUUCUCUUUCAUUUCAUUUAAUUUUCUUUAUCAAGAAAACAGAUUGAAAGUUUCUCUUAAAAUAUAUAUUUAGUUUAUAUGUUGACAAAUUUUUGUUUAAAUCUUGGAAUUAUCCUUUGAAUUUCUGCUACAAACUUUGAUGGUAACAAUAGAAGGCUCUGUAAACCGACCCAGAAGGGCAGCCUGCAUCAUCAUGGCCACUUGAAAUCUUUUGGAAAUUAUGAAAAAAAGAAAAAUUGUGCAUACAGUUCUUUUCAUUUUUGUCUGCAUAAAUAAUAUUUUAUAGUUUACAGGCAGUGAGGAGUUUCCAGAAAAAUAUUCAGUGAAAUCAAUUUUCUGUAUGCCAUGGAGAGAAAUGAGUUUUCCAUGAGUGAGCUGUUGUUUACACGACCCGUUGUUCCGUGUGUACUGUUCAACCUUUGUUUAUUAUUGAAGUGCUUGGUUUUUACACUGUAUCACACUACAGGUGUCAUGUUUGUAUAGUUUGUACCAUAUGUAAUCAUAUUACUGUAUAGCUUUAUAAUGUUUAAAAAAAAGUUAGCCAUGUAUUGUUUUCUCGUUCAUCCUGGAGAUGAGUUUUCUUUAUAGAACUUUAAUUCUGGGUAUAAUCUUUUUCCACUGUUCCGAUCUUGUGGUGGUGCAUAGUGAUACAUUUUAUCCAUAUCCAGAAUAUAUUUAGGCAGUAGGUGUUAAAAUAUACUUGGUAUCAGUGUAAGGUUGCUUUUAUCCACAUGGACAAAGCAGUUCAUCAACAUGUUAAAUGUAACCUUUCAGGCAUUCAUUGUGACAGACUGUCAGGUAUUAAUGUAGGCCAUCAGACUCAUCAGAAAGCAAAAACAGAUCAAAACAUCUCUGUUUCUUACAGAUUCCUGAUCAAACCGCUUAUAUGAAAGUGGCCUUAUGUUGCUGGUAUGAGGAACUGAGUUUACCUUUUUUUUCCUUUGUUUUUGUUUUUUUUUUUUUUGAAGGGAUUACAUUGGGAUGGGGGGCCCAGUCAUAAGUAUAAAGCUGUUCAUAUAAUAAGGUAUGUGUACUGAUAUACAGACAAGGUGUAACUAAUUCUAAUCAUUACUCUGUAUCUAGUAAAGCAUCUGGUAUUGUUUAAAGGAUUUGUUUGCUGGAAUGAUAAAUCUGAGAAAAUCCCCCAACGUUAAGAUCAGUGUAUUUUAGCUGUAUAUUUUAUUGGUGCUUGUCUUUGUUAGAGGCAAACAUAUAACUGCUGCCAUCAGUAUGUCACCUCUAUCACCAUGGUAUUGUGACUAGUGAUACCACUAUCACCAUGGUGUUAUUGUGACUAGUGAUACCACUGUCACCAUGGUGUUAUUGUGACUAGUGAUACCACUAUCACCAUGGUAUUGUGACUAGUGAUACCACUGUCACCAUGGUGUUAUUGUGACUAGUGGUACCACUGUCACCAUGGUGUUAUUGUGACUAGUGAUACCACUGUCACCAUGGUGGUAUUGUGACUAGUGAUACCACUGUCACCGUGGUGUUAUUGUGACUAGUGGUACCACUGUCACCAUGGUGUUAUUGUGACUAGUGGUACCACUGUCACCAUGGUGUUAUUGUGACUAGUGAUACCACUGUCACCAUGGUGUUAUUGUGACUAGUGGUACCACUGUCACCAUGGUGUUAUUGUGACUAGUGAUACCACUGUCACCAUGGUGUUAUUGUGACUAGUGAUACCACUGUCACCAUGGUGUUAUUGUGACUAGAGAUACCAUUAUGAUUUUUAACUGUAGUUUAGAUCAAUGAUAUAUUUUAAGAAAAUUAAUCAUUUACUUUUUUUGUUGUUGUUGCCUGUCUUGAUGACUGGCAUUUAAAGAAAAUCUUGAAAAUAAUCAUGGCAUAUUGACAUGGCAGUUGGUUUAUAUGAUUUAGCCACUGGAAUGCAGUGUUCAGUUGGCACAAUUUCAGACAUGUUGCUUUCAAACAAUCAUUGGGGAGAUUGUAUAGGUAAAUAAUAUCAUGUAACAUACAAUUAACUUCAGCUCUUUAUUUAAUAAAAUGAUACUUGCUAA